ACCGAGCAGGUCCUCCACCCAAGGUAGAAUUCCUCCGUUAGUCUUCCUGCAGGCCAUUAGCGGAACCAGUUGGUGUGGCUCACAAGACUUAGCGGGGUUGCUCGAGGCUAGUUGCUAAGCUACGGGAUCUUUUGGUCAACUGCCAUCUCUGCUAAGGCAAUAGGAACCUUCCAAAGCCCAAGUUGACUCCCUGUGGUCCCCAGCCAUGCCUCAUAUUGACAACGAUGUGAAACUGGAUUUCAAGGAUGUCCUGUUGAGGCCCAAACGCAGCACCCUCAAGUCUCGAAGCGAGGUAGAUCUCACAAGAUCCUUUUCAUUUCGGAACUCAAAGCAGAUGUACACUGGCAUCCCCAUCAUUGCUGCCAAUAUGGAUACUGUGGGCACCUUUGAGAUGGCCAAGGUUCUCUGCAAGUUCUCCCUCUUCACUGCUGUCCAUAAACACUACAGCCUUGAUCAAUGGCAACAGUUUGCUAGCCAGAAUCCGGACUGUCUUGAGUAUCUGGCUGCCAGCUCAGGCACAGGCUCUUCUGACUUUGAGCAGCUGGAACAGAUCCUGGAAACUAUUCCUGAGGUGAAAUAUAUAUGCCUGGAUGUGGCAAAUGGUUACUCUGAACACUUUGUUGAGUUUGUAAAGGAUGUCCGGAAGCGCUUCCCCCAACACACUAUCAUGGCUGGAAAUGUGGUAACAGGAGAAAUGGUGGAAGAACUGAUUCUUUCUGGAGCUGACAUCAUCAAGGUGGGAAUUGGACCAGGCUCUGUGUGUACAACCCGGAAGAAAACUGGAGUGGGGUACCCACAGCUCAGUGCAGUGAUGGAGUGUGCUGAUGCUGCUCAUGGCCUCAAAGGCCACAUCAUUUCAGAUGGAGGCUGUAGCUGUCCUGGGGAUGUGGCCAAAGCUUUUGGGGCAGGAGCUGACUUUGUGAUGCUGGGUGGCAUGUUGGCUGGACACAGUGAGUCAGGUGGUGAGCUCAUUGAAAGGAAUGGUGAGAAGUACAAGCUUUUCUAUGGAAUGAGUUCUGAAAUGGCCAUGAAGAAGUAUGCCGGCGGUGUGGCUGAAUAUAGGGCUUCGGAGGGAAAGAUAGUGGAAGUCCCUUUUAAAGGAGAUGUAGAACAUACCAUUCGUGAUAUCCUUGGGGGAAUCCGAUCUACAUGUACUUAUGUGGGAGCAGCUAAGUUGAAAGAGUUGAGCCGGAGAACGACCUUCAUCCGAGUCACCCAGCAAGUGAAUCCAAUCUUUGGUGAUGCACACUAGACCUGGUGAGCAAUUCUGCCCACCCCAGGACUGGCAUUCCACUGCAGGGAACCCAACUGCUUUCUCACCCACCCCAGCUUGUGUGCCUGUGUGCCUGUGUAUGACUUUAUGACUUGCUAUCAUCCCACUCCUGAGGGCUCCAGCACUCUCUAGUUCUUUUAUUUGCACACACAAAAUGCCCAAGAUACUCACUGGGGCAGAAGCUAGAAAGAAGACAGAAUGAGGAAAUGAAGAUAUUCAAAUGGGAAUCUGGGGACACAGAAUCCCUAAGAGGAAAACAUGUUGAUUUGAUUGGGUUUUACAUGGCCUUGAUCUCAAAGCAGCACGCUUUUAUAAUCACGUUUUGUUAAUUAGCUUCAUUAAAUGACAUCCUCGGGUAUCUCAA
Molecule: messenger RNA, 1637 nt
Organism: Cavia porcellus (domestic guinea pig)
Lineage: Eukaryota; Metazoa; Chordata; Mammalia; Rodentia; Caviidae
Gene: Gmpr2
Product: guanosine monophosphate reductase 2
Exons: 10
Coding region: 206-1252 (348 amino acids)
Biological process (GO): nucleotide metabolic process
Cellular component (GO): GMP reductase complex
Molecular function (GO): GMP reductase activity
Source: RefSeq, a predicted model, not a curated record